Messenger RNA from Mycetomoellerius zeteki, 1200 nucleotides. RefSeq lists its product as uncharacterized. The coding region runs from base 1 to 861 and encodes 286 amino acids. The record is from RefSeq and is a predicted model, not a curated record. Lineage: Eukaryota; Metazoa; Arthropoda; Insecta; Hymenoptera; Formicidae. The transcript has a single exon.
AUGGUUCUGUUCAUUGAGCGCAGUAUACGCGGCGGCCUCAGUCAAUGUUCAGGUAGAUACGCGCAGACUAAUAAUAAGUAUAUGCGUUCGUACGACCCAUCGAAACCGUCAUCAUACUUAAUGUAUUACGAUGUUAACAAUCUAUAUGAAUGGGCGAUGAGUCAACCAUUGCCAUACGCUGAAUUUCAAUGGGUCAAAGACGUUGCGAACUUUGACGUGAGCACGAUCGCUCCGGAUUCGCCCACCAGUUACAUUCUCGAGGUCGAUCUCGAGUAUCCACAGCAUCUUCAUGACGCUCAUGCAGACCUACCAUUCUGUCCUACGCGCGAUAAGCCGCCUGGCAAGCGCGAGAAUAAACUUCUAGCGACGCUGUACGAUAAACAGCGUUACAUCAUCCACUACCGUAAUCUGCAGCAAUGUACUCGUCACGGUCUUCGCGUAACAAAGAUCCAUCGGGUGCUACAAUUCGCGCAAUUUCCAUGGGUUCGCGAGUACAUUCAACUCAAUACCAAUUUCAGAACUCGUGCGAAAAACGAUUUCAAAAAAAAUUUAUACGAAUUAAUGAACAACGCGGUUUUCGGCAAAACAAUGGAGAAUGUGCGCAAUCACGUCGACGUAAAAUUAUUAACAAAAUGGGACGGAUGGUACGGCGCGGAGGCAAUGAUCGCAAAACCAAAUUUCCACAGUCGUAGCGUCUUUGCGGAAAAUUUAAUCGCCAUCGAACUGCGCAAACUCGAGGUGAAGUUCAACAAGUCGAUUUAUGUGGACAUGUGUAUACUCGACAUAUCGAAAGUCUGCUUGUACGAAUUUCACUACGAGUACAUGUCACCACUGUUUUGCGACAAAUGUAACAUUAUGUAAACUGACACAGACAGUCUUAUAUACCGCGUCGAGUGCGAGGACAUUUACGAGACGAUGAAACGUAAUAUCGCUAGAUUCGACACGAGCGAUUAUCCGACGGAUAAUGCGUACGGUAUGCCUCUCGCGAACAAAAAAGUAUCUGGAAGGACGAGAACAACGGUGCGAUAAUGACCGAAUUCGUUGGACUCAGAGCGAAGAUGUACGCGGUGAGGGUGAACGGCAAGAAGGACACUAAAAAAGCGAAAGGCAUAACAAGUAACGUCGUAGCGCGAACGAUAACGUUUGACGAUUACACGCGGUGUUUGAAAGAAGAUAUCGAAAUGACUCGUCGUCAAUCGU